Molecule: messenger RNA, 5232 nt
Organism: Alosa alosa (allis shad)
Lineage: Eukaryota; Metazoa; Chordata; Actinopteri; Clupeiformes; Clupeidae
Gene: gpc4
Product: glypican 4
Exons: 9
Coding region: 626-2308 (560 amino acids)
Biological process (GO): regulation of signal transduction; cell migration; regulation of protein localization to membrane
Cellular component (GO): cell surface; synapse; extracellular region
Source: RefSeq, a predicted model, not a curated record
GUCCUCGCAAUGCGUUCAGCCUUUGGAUUUUAGCACACGGUAACUACAGUCAGCGUCCUGUCGUAGAACGUUUGUACAGAACACUUAGAAGUUCUCUACACAACUUUUUAAUUUCAUUGAUAAAGUAGUAAUUUGGAACUUUGUUCAACGAGGACGCAACACAACACGAAAUAAGCUAUUUUGCAAAGAUAUCUAAGACGAGCGCAUUUCCAAGUCUCCCGGUUUUGUUUUUUACUUGUUGUAUCGUGGGUUUUUUGCACCUCACCACAUCUCAGGCGAAGAAAAGACUGUUGAACGGACUUAUUUUUGUCUCAAAGUGUGUCUGUUUAAACCAAAGUUUGCAGAGAUUUCGUUCGAACCUAAAGGAGUUUUAACGCAUCAAAGAACUACAUGGACACGCAAACUCAACUAAGUUAGCGAUAGCUAGGUUAGUCAACUAGUUUGUUAGCUAACUUUAUUGCGCUGGACUGGCGAGGUAAAACACAUAAUCGAACAAGAUAUACACUGCCCAUCUCCAUGAGAAAAUCCAACGUCGGAUUUGGAUUUGUUUUGUAGUUAAAUCUCAAGCAAAGCUCUUCUCACCCCUUGGCAUUGUACUUGUAUAUCUGGGACUUUCAUCAUCGCAAUGAAGUCGACUGUUGCGCUUUCUGUACUUUACAUUUUGGCCGUGAUUUUCGUCUCUGCAAAAGCAGAGUUGAAAACGAAGAACUGCAAUGAUGUGAAAGAAGCGUAUAGUUCCAAGGGUUUCAAUGUCAACGAUGUACCUAACAAAGGGGUUCACGGUGCCCAUCUGAAGGUGUGUCCUCAGGGCUUCUCCUGCUGCACGCUGGAGAUGGAGGAGAAGCUGAGCCAGCAGAGCCGCUCAGACCUCAAGGAGCCCGUGAGCCGCCUCAGCUCCAACAUGCAGAGCACCUUCACCCAGAGACACCGCCACUUCGACCAGUUCUUCCGUGAGCUGCUGGACAAUGCUGAGGGCUCGCUGCACAGCAUGUUUGUGCGCACCUAUGGCCAGAUGUACAUGAAGAAUGCCGAGCUCUUCAAGAGCUUCUUCCAGGAUCUGCGGCGCUACUACCAGCAGGGCAGCGCCGCCGUCAACCUGGACUCCAUGCUGGCCGAAUUCUGGGAGGACCUGCUGGAGCGCAUGUUCCGACUGGUCAACGUCCAGUACGAGUUCAGCGACGCCUACAUGGAGUGCGUGAGCCGGCACACGGAGCAGCUGCGACCGUUCGGCGACGUGCCGCGCAAGCUGCGUCUGCAGCUCACGCGCGCUUUCAUCGCCGCGCGCACCUUCACCCGCGGCCUGGCGCUCAUGGGCGAGGUGGUCAACAAAGUGUCCUCGGUAAGUGCCUCCCCCAGCUGUGUCCGCGCGGCCAUGAAGAUGAUGUACUGUCCCUACUGCUCGGGCCAGGUGGCCCUCAAGCCCUGCCCCAACUACUGCCUGAAUGUGAUGCGCGGUUGCCUGGCCAACCAGGCUGACCUGGACUUCGAGUGGAACAACUUCCUGGAUGCCAUGUUGAGUCUGGCUGACCGGCUUGAGGGACCCUUCAACUUUGAGUCAGUGAUGGACCCCAUCGAUGUCAAGAUCUCUGAUGCCAUCAUGAACAUGCAGGAGAACAGCAUGCAGGUCUCUCAGAAGGUGUUCCAGGGCUGUGGGCAGCCGAAACCCAGUAAGGCCUUCAGUCGCACCAGUCGCUCCAUCAAGGAGACCGGCUUCACCGGCCGCUUCCGUCCCUACAGCCCUGAUGCCCGGCCCACGACUGCAGCCGGCACCAGCCUGGAUAGACUGGUAAUGGAUGUGAAGAAGAAGCUGAAGCAUGCCAAGAAGUUCUGGUCCACACUUCCAGACACUGUUUGCGAAGGGGAGAGGGUUGCCAUUGGUGAUGAGGAAUGUUGGAACGGCACAGCCAAGAGCAGGUACGAGUCUGUCGUCAUGAACAGUGGCCUGGCCAAUCAGGUGGCCAACCCCGACGUGGAAGUGGACAUCACCAAACCUGACGUGGUGAUCCGCCGGCAGAUUGUUGUCCUGAAGGAGAUGACCACCUGGCUGAAGGCAGCUUACAAUGGAAAUGACAUCUCAUCCGACAAUGAGGAGGAUGGCAGCGGUGAGGAGAGUGGCAGCGGCGUCUGCGAGUCCCCGCCCUGUGAAGGUGACAUGUACUUCUCCACCACGGCCCCGGCCAAGCCCAACGUGCGAUUCGUGCACCAAGAAACAGAGGGCACGAAGGCCGCGGCCCCGGCGGCGCGGGCCAACCUGCUGCUGGCUCUACUCGGCCUCCUGCUGGUCCUGCUAGAGACGCACUGGAGAUAGAUGCCCCGGCACCGCGGGGGGAAAGGGAGAGAGUGAGCGAGAGAAAGAGAGAGAGGGAUGGAGAGAGCAGGGAAACAAAACUGUCUGAGGACUUGGAAAGACUUGCCUUCCAGACCUCGAUCUGCCUGUUGAUCUGGGGAAGACUCUAAUGCUAUAAUACGUUCACUUUUAAAAUAAACAGUUUUGUUUUCUUUCUUUUUUUUUAAAAUCAAGACAAGGACAUUCACGCACAUCUGUGGGAGUUUCUACAGAAUAUCACCUUCCAUCAGCUCGGUCUGUUACAUUUUUUGUUCCCCCGCCAUCUUGAACAGGGUUUUUAACUCGUACCCCACUUCACCAGCAGUGUUUGGGCCCUCUGCUCACAUUUUAAUGCUUUUUUAUUGGUGUUUGAGUAAUUAUAUGGGUGUUUGGAGGGGUUGUGUGUUAGUGGUUUGUUUGUGUGUGUGUAUGUGUGUGUGUGUGUCUGUUUGUCUGUUUGUGGAUGGAUGUGUUUGUAAAUACAUGCAAAAUCUUUGUCUCUGAUAAUUAACCUACCCUUGUACUACAUAUAUAGAUCAAUUAAGCAGCAGUGUAGCAAGUAUUCUGUAAUCAGACAUAGCUUUUAUAACCAGGUGUAAGUGUGUGUGUCUGUGUGUGUGUGUGUGCGUGCGUGCGUGUGUGUGUGUGUGUGUGUGUGUAAAUAUUUCAGUACUUGGGUUAUCCACAAUCCAUGUUGUGGGGUUAAUCAGAACAUGUAAUUGGCCAAGGUUUGACCACAUACUUUGAUGACCGAAUAGGAAGAGACCAGACUAAAGAAGCGUGUGGUGCAGAAAAGGGCCAAGGGUGAAGAAGUAGCUGGUCUCCAAGCUGGGCUGGUUCAGAAGGAGGGGGAUGGCUCCGAGAAGCAUGGGCAGGUUUUGUGCUUUUAAUUCUCCCCCGAUCAUCUGAGUGUGUGUGCUUGAGCUGCACCGUAUCCCUCUGCCUCAGUUGAUCUCAGUACGGCCCCUGACCAGCACCUCCCCUCCUGCCCCGCCCCGCCCACAGAAAGCAAAGCUGAUGGCAACCGGUCCACAACACUGCCAGCACACUCUGGCACAAUGGCACAAUCAGCUGACCUUUCACACUGGAAGUGUCUCAUGAUGGUCGCCAUGUUGGCAGAGAAGUGACCCUGGCAGAGUUGUGUCGUUACUGUAUGCUGGCCAUGAGCUGAUCGGAAGGCAGCCAGGGCUAAGUGUGCAUUGUUUAAAAUUGAGGACUGUGAUGACCCUUGGAGCAUGGGAGGUGGGAGGAACACAGGGUUUCAUGUGGAAGGUGUGUUUGUUUUUUUUUGUGUUUUUUAGUAAUUGUUUUAGGUACAGCAGCUUUUAUGACUAGUUCCAGUGCGACAGCCAAUGUUGGUAUAGGAGUGGUCAGUGCAAUUUUUUAUUUUUAUUUUAAAAAAAAAUAAUAAUUUGUCUGCAUCACCAUGCAAAGUUACCUCUCACCUUCUGUUCUUAAAUCAGCUUGUUUGUCAAUUCUGUGCACCCCUCAUAUCCUGCUGUUGCCUUAAUUUCAAAUUACGUCUGAACUUUUUUUAUGUACCCAAAAACAUGCCAUCGGUACGUUUCUCAGCCACUGGAUGGUAGUGGUGGACCUAAAAAUGGCGUCCUUAGAUAUUGAACUUUAACCCAGAUAUUCAACCCUUAUUGAAUCGUUAGUGUUCAGAAGAAUAACCAGUGUUACUUUCUCUAUUACGGCUUGUUUCCCACUUGUCACAAGAAAAUAUUCCACUCUGUGCUUUUGUACAGUAAAUUAUUUAAUUGCAUGUUUCUUGAAAGGCAUUUAUGAACACACCUUCAAAUAUGUCCGUCAUAGGUAUCUAAAUACAGUAUUCAAAAAGUAUAUUUAUAUCUGUAGAUGGAAUGCCAUUUCUAAUGAUUUCAUAAAUUACCCGAUGGGGUUUGUAUUGGCUUGGGGUAGUAUGUUUUAUAAAACAUCUGAUUCUGUAAGAUAGAGCAGUGCAUUCUGUUUUGACCCUGGAGUAGGCCAUGGUGAUUGGGAGCUCUGCAGAGGUGAUGUUGGGACUGGGCUGGCCACUGAAAUCCUUGACUGAACUUUAUUUUAAUCUAUGUGCGAUGCACUUUCCUUUUGGCAUUUUACGUUUUUAAUGCAACUGGACAAUUUCACUAGAUGUUUUAGACAGGUGUCUGUUAACUGCAAUGUAAUCUUUAAAAAAAAAAAAAUAAGAAGCAAUGUACCAUUUGAUUUCUUUCAAGGAUUCUAGAAUGGCAGCCCUGAGUCUUUCAAGUCUGCGAUGACACUGAAGGAAGUUCAGCAUUCAGUGAGGCUUAGAAAAGCUUGCGCUGUCCUGUCAUUGCUUUAGCAUUUCUUUAAAUUAGCCUUGCUGCCAACACUGAGGGAAUGUAUGAAUCCUGCAUUGAAAUGCAGUCCUCAUAUGUCUCUGGCUUUUCCAAUUACUGAAUCUUUGCUAAUUGUGAUAUUUGUGAGUCUGUAAAAGUAGAGAUACCCAAAUUGCCUCCGUCAUUGUCAAAGAUGUAGGGAAGUGGGCGUCAGACAUCAAAAGGCUACACAUGUGAGAGCCAGGUUCCUUACAUUACUGGCGACAUAGACACUUGAAAUGACUGGGGAAUUCCAUUUCUGGUCCACAGUACACCUUAAAGCCAUGAGGUACUGGAUUUUAGUGGAACUAUAAUGAUCACUUGCUGCCAGUGGUCCACACAAGUCAUCUCCAGUGAGGAUUAGAAACAACUGAAAUAAUUGUUGGUGUAAAUAAUGAGCAGCCAUUUUAGAUGUCUCUGAAAGAGGUCAUAACAGUUCAUCAAAUUUGUACUUUUUCAGAGUAAAUGUUUUGGAACGAACAAGAUGAGAUAGAACCUAAAAUGUAAAUGAAAAAGUAUAUUAAACAUUUUCUAGUCUUGUUGAAAUAAAGACUGCAGAUAUUUAAA